AGGUGUGGCCUGUGGACGGUAGAUAACAUGACAUGAGCAUGCAGCCAUGUAACCUAUAAAGCCCCCAGUCACUCUCUUUUGUUUCAGCAGCUGUCUGCAAGGCGACAAUGGCACAUAAACAUAUAUUGUGGAUCUUUACCCUAACUGCUUCACUCAAUCUCUCAGUGAGUCAUGGUCCUCUUGAAGGAGUGAGCGACUAUGAGGUGGUCCGACCCAUCAGGCUACAUUCUCUGCAGAAAAGAGAAACACAAUCAUCCAGACUGGAAACUCUGAAGUAUGCAAUGAGAGUGGGUGGGAAAGACAUUGAGAUGCAUCUGGAGAAGAAUGGCGAAUUACUCACCAACGACUACAGUGAGACUUACUACACUGAGGAUGGUACACCAGUCACCUCUACACCUCAGGACGUGGACCACUGCUACUACCACGGCACCAUUGUGAAUGACAGUGUGUCAACGGUUAGCAUGAGCACCUGCGAUGGACUCAGGGGAUAUUUCAGAACAGCCGCCCAAAGGUACCUGAUUGAGCCUCUGUCAGGGUGGGAUGAUGGCGAUCACGCAGUGCUGAAAUACGAGGACCAGAGCUCCAAGCCUGUGAUGUGUGGAGUCACCAACACUAGCUGGAAUGCAGACUACCCUCCCAUAACUAGCAAGAGCCGCUCUCGUGGCUCAGGUCCAUCUCUACUUCAACAGCAAAAGUAUGUUGAGCUCGUCCUUGUUGCAGACAACCGUGAGUACAAGAACAUGAAAAGUAACCUCGGAGAGCUGCGUAAGAGGAUAUUUGAAGUGGUCAACUUUGUCAAUAUGGUAUACAAGCCCCUCAACACCUUCAUUGCCUUGGUUGGUCUGGAGGUGUGGACAGACAAUGAUAAGAUAUCAGUGACCGCCCCUGCUGGUGCCACCCUGGAUGCCUUUACCAAGUGGAGGAACAGCGACCUGGUCAACAACAAGCGUCAUGACAACGCACACCUCAUCAGUGGCAUUGACUUUGAGGGUUCGACAGUGGGUCUGGCCUUCAUUGGGACUCUAUGUUCAGAUCAUUCAGUUGGGAUUGUGCAGGAUCACAACCCCAAGGCCAUUGCUGUAGGGGCCACAUUGGCCCACGAGAUGGGCCACAACCUGGGCAUGAACCACGAUGACUCCAGUGCCUGUACUUGUUCUGGGAAUAGUUGUAUAAUGGCCGGGGCCCUCAGCUGGGAUAUCCCAAAGUCAUUCAGUAGCUGCAGUAGUGUAAGCUAUGACCAGUUUCUGAAUAAUCGUAACCCUGAGUGUCUGCUGGACAAGCCAGACUACCGGAAUGUGGAAUCAACCCCAGUGUGUGGCAAUGGCUUCCUGGAGACAGGAGAGCAGUGUGAUUGUGGCUCCCUGGAGGAGUGUACAAACCCAUGCUGUAAUGCCACCAGCUGCACACUGACUAAGGGCUCAGAGUGCGCUGCAGGAGCGUGCUGUGACAACUGUAAGAUAUUGUCCUCGUCCAGAGAGUGCAGAAUGAAGCAUGAUGACUGUGACUUGCCAGAAUACUGCACAGGGAAAUCAGCCGACUGUCCCGAGGAUGUCUUCACUGUCAACGGGAUUCCCUGUGAUGGAGGACGUGGGUACUGCAACAACGGCCAGUGUCCACAGCACCACACCCAGUGUGUGAAAAUGUAUGGACCAUCUGCUGAAACCGCCAGAACGUACUGCUAUGAGCAGAACACCAGAGGACUGUACUACGCCUACUGUAAACGGCCUUCAAAGGACCAGUACAUCCCCUGCCAGAGACAAGAUGUGCAGUGUGGGAAACUCUUCUGCAAGAACGGUAAUGACAACCCCAACUAUGGUCGCAUGGUGAAAUUCUCAGACUGCAAAGCCUCAUUCUACGAUGAUCACACCAGUGAUUUUGGACAGGUGGACACUGGGACCAAGUGUAAUGAUAGAAAGGUGUGCAGCCAGAAUGAAUGUGUGGAUUUUGAGACGGCCUACGGACCUAGAGUCACCAACUGCUCAGCACUAUGUAAAGGACAUGCUGUGUGUAAUCACAAAAUGGAGUGCCAGUGUGAGCCAGGAUGGUUACUUCCCGGCUGUGAUACAAAGGAUGAACGCUUCACAGGUCUCUCCAGAGAAGGACUGAUUGCCAUUGUAGUGACAGUCACUCUGCUGCUCCUGGCUGCUAUUGCUGGGGUAGUGGCUGUGUUCCUUAAGAAGAGACAACAGUCCCCCACUCUCCCUAGCUACCAUACCCAGCAGAAAACUUAUAAAGUGUACAACGACCACAAUAACAAACUGCCAAUCCCCAGCCAAAACAACACUAUGCCACAACAGCCCAAGCGACCAAAGGGUGUUCCGCCCCCACCCCCUCCUGCUGCUAACCAAUCACGGGCCCCAGCCCAUGACUUCAGGGCCGUACGACAGGCUUUGAGGCCCCCACCCCCACGGGUCUGAUGUCGCCAUCGAGGAAACAGGAGGAUCACACAGACCUUACCAAGAUCUCAAAUGUAGGGCUGCCAGAGCUGAGUGCACUUAGUGCAUUGAGACCUCAAGUCUUUAGGAUAGUUUUACAGAUAGUUGAAGUUUACAUACACCUUACCCAAAUACAUUUAAACUCAGUUUUUUUUUUUUUUUACAAUUCCUGACAUUUAAUCCUAGUAAAAAUGUCCUGUCUUAGGUCAAUUAGGAUCACCACUUUAUUUUAAGAAUGUGAAAAGUCAGAAUAAUAGUGAUUUAUUUCAGAUUUAAUUUUUUUCAUCACAUUCCCAGUGGGUCAGAAGUUUACAUAGUAUUUGGUAGCAUUGCCUUUAAAUUGUUUAACUUGGGUCAAACGUUUCGGGUAGCCUUCCACAAUAAGUUGGGUGAAUUUUAGCCCAUUCCUCCUGACCGAGCUGGUGUAACUGAGUCAGGUUUGUAGGCAUCCUUGCUCGCGCAAGCUUUUUCAGAUCUGCCCACAUUUUCUCUAGGAUUGAGGUCAGGGCUUUGUGAUGGCCACUCCAAUACCUUUUACUUUGUUGUCCUUAAACCAUUUUGCCACAACUUUGGAAGUAUCCUUGGGGUCAUUGUCCAUUUGGAAGAUCCAUUUGCGACCAAGAUUUUACUUCCUGACUGAUUUCUUGAAUGUUGAUUCAAUAUAUCCACAAUUUUCCUACCUCAUGAUGCCAUCUAGUUUAAGUGUACCAGUCCCUCAUGCAGCAAAGCACCCCCACGACAUGAUGCAACCCCCAUGCUUCACAGUUGGGAUGAUGUUCUUUGACUUGCAAGCCUCUCCCUUUUACCUCCAAAUAUAACAAUGGUCAUUAUGGCCAAACAGUUCAAUUUUUGUUUCAUCAGACCAGAGGACAUUUCUCCAAUUUGUUUAAUCUUUGUCCCCAUGUCCAGUUGCAAACCGUAGUCUUUUUUUUUUUAUGGCGGUUUUGGAGCAGUGGCUUCUUCCUUGCUGAGCAGCCUGUCAAGUUGCCGAUAUUGGACUUGUUUUGCUCUGGAUAUAGAUACUUUUGUACCCGUUUCCUCCAGCAUCUUCACAAGGUCCUUUUCUGUUCUGGGAUUGAUUUGCACUCUUCACACCAAAGUAUGUUCAUCUCUAGGAGACAGAACACGUCCCCUUCCUCAGCGCUAUGACGGCUGCGUGGUCCCAUGGUGUUUAUACUUGAGUACUCGUUUAUACAUAUGAACGUGGUACCAUCAGACGUUUGGUUCAUCCUUGGGAGCAAUUUCCAGACUUGUGGAGAACUACUAUUUUUUCUUCUUCUGAGGUCUUUGAUUUCUUUUGAUGUCCCAUGAUAUCAAGCAGAGGCACUGAGUUUGAAGGUAGGCCUUGAAAUACAUCCACAGGUACACCUCCAAUUGAAGCUUCUAAAGCCAUGACAUAAUUUCCCAGAAUUUUUACAAGCUGUUUAAAGGCACUUCGUGUAUGUAAACUUUUGACCCACUGGAAUUGUGAUACAGUGAAAUAAUGUCUGUAAACAAUUGUUGGAAAAAUUACUUGUGUCAUGCACAAAGUAGAUGUCCUAACCGACUUCACAAAACUACAGUUUGUUAACAAGAAAUGUAUGGACGGGUUGAAAGUUAAUGACUCCAACAUAAGUGUAUGUUAACUUCUGACUUGAACUGUAGCUACAAAUGAGCCAAAGACUGAGGAGUCCUCUCGACGAGGAACAGAUGUCUUCUUGCACUUUAGUAUUUAUUAGCCAUAUCAUUUUAGACCUGUGAUUUGUCAUUGCCAUUUGAGGGAGUGAGUGCACAGUAUGUGAUAUAAUAUGCAAUUUAUUUUAUAAUACAUUCGCUCUUGGCUGACUGUAUAUGCCUGACUUUGAGGAAUACUGUAAGCCAACAGUAAAUAGCUUUUAUCAAUAUUAAAUAUUACUGAGACAGACAUUGCUGACUAAUGUAAACACAUAUUCAGUGAGCGAGACCUUUUAUCUUAUAUCUUUUCAGUGUAGAACAUUCUAAAUUUUGCAUAACCAACUGAGAAAUGACCAUAUACCAUUACUUUUUUUUUUACAUCUCUGAUUGUAGAAGAGGUACCAACCACCUGAUUAACAUUUCAAGCAUGGGAAAAAAAAUUAAAUGUUUUUUUUGUUGACAUGACA
Oncorhynchus keta (chum salmon) is the source of this 4555-nucleotide messenger RNA. RefSeq names its product zinc metalloproteinase-disintegrin-like brevilysin H2a. Lineage: Eukaryota; Metazoa; Chordata; Actinopteri; Salmoniformes; Salmonidae. The coding region runs from base 108 to 2417 and encodes 769 amino acids. Gene Ontology annotation, cellular component: plasma membrane. Gene Ontology annotation, molecular function: metalloendopeptidase activity. The record is from RefSeq and is a predicted model, not a curated record. The transcript has 22 exons. Gene Ontology annotation, biological process: proteolysis.